CUGGAGGGUUCGAAUGGAAACAACAGUUGCGUACGAGAAAAGAUGGAUCAAGACGACUUGAGGUUAGGGUCAUGUUGUGGGGCUACGAGCCAAAUUCGGUCUCUCACAUCCACCCGCACCAGGUCAGGUCAGGUCAGGAGACGUGCGGUUCGAAUUAUAUUUGUUGUCGACACUCUCACUCUCAUACUCUCUUCGCCAACCUUAACCCCUCUGCAAUCCUUUUCUCCCUGCCCAAAAUUGAAGACAUGGUGACGUUCAAGAUUACCCGUGUUGAAUCUGCGCCAAUUGAUGGCCAAAAACCUGGAACUUCUGGACUUAGGAAGAAGGUAAAAGUGUUCACACAGCCACAUUACUUGCAUAAUUUUGUUCAAUCAACCUUCAAUGCUCUUUCUGCAGAGAAAGUUAAAGGUUCUACACUCGUUGUUUCUGGUGAUGGCCGGUACUACUCAAAGGAUGCGAUCCAGAUUAUAAUCAAAAUGUCAGCUGCUAAUGGAGUAAGACGUGUUUGGGUUGGUCAAAAUGGACUUCUCUCGACACCUGCUGUCUCAGCAGUUGUACGUGAAAGAGUUGGUGCCGAUGGAUCCAAGGCAAAUGGCGCAUUUAUAUUGACGGCCAGUCACAAUCCAGGUGGUCCUAAUGAGGAUUUUGGAAUUAAAUACAACAUGGAAAAUGGCGGGCCUGCACCUGAAGGAAUUACAGACAAGAUCUACGAGAACACAAAAACAAUAAAGGAGUACCUUAUUGCAGAAGACUUACCUGAAGUGGACAUCUCUGCAAUUGGCAUUUCAAACUUUUCAGGUCCCGAGGGCCAGUUUGAUGUAGAGGUUUUUGAUGCAGCGAGCGACUAUGUGAAAUUGAUGAAGUCAAUUUUUGACUUUCAAUUGAUCCAGAAAUUACUUACAUCCCCACAAUUCACAUUCUGUUAUGAUGCACUUAGUGGAGUUGCCGGAGCUUAUGCUAAACGUAUAUUUGUUGAAGAGCUUGGUGCAAAAGAGAGCUCAUUGUUGAACUGCAUUCCCAAGGAGGACUUUGGUGGAGGGCAUCCAGAUCCCAACUUAACGUAUGCCAAAGAGUUGGUAUCACGAAUGGGUCUAGGUAAGAAUCCUAAUAGUGACCCUCCUGAAUUUGGUGCUGCAGCAGAUGGUGAUGCUGAUAGGAACAUGAUCCUUGGUAAAAGGUUUUUUGUUACUCCUUCGGAUUCUGUCGCUAUCAUUGCUGCCAAUGCAGUCCAAGCCAUACCCUAUUUUUCAUCUGAUUUAAAGGGUGUUGCCAGGAGCAUGCCCACUUCAGCUGCUCUUGAUGUUGUAGCUAAUCAUCUGAACUUGAAGUUUUUUGAGGUACCGACUGGCUGGAAAUUCUUUGGUAACUUGAUGGAUGCUGGGCUAUGCUCAAUCUGCGGUGAAGAGAGUUUUGGAACUGGUUCGGACCAUAUUCGUGAGAAGGAUGGCAUCUGGGCUGUACUGGCUUGGUUAUCCAUUCUUGCUUAUAAAAACAAGGACAACCUCAAUGGUGGGGAACUUGUGACUGUUGAAGACAUUGUUAAGCAGCAUUGGGCCACCUUCGGACGUCACUAUUACACUCGCUAUGAUUAUGAGAAUGUUGAUGCAGGUGCUGCAAAGGAACUAAUGGCUUACUUGGUCAAGAUGCAAUCCUCUCUUGGGGAAGUUAACAAGAUCAUAAAAGGGGUACGAUCAGAUGUGUCGAACGUUGCCAAUGCUGAUGAAUUUGAAUACAAAGAUCCUGUGGAUGGCUCAAUCUCAAAACAUCAGGGAAUCCGAUAUUUGUUUGAAGAUGGGUCACGUUUGGUCUUCCGUUUAUCAGGAACUGGGUCAGAAGGUGCAACAAUUCGUCUUUACAUCGAACAAUACGAGAAAGAUCCAUCCAAGACCGGAAGAGAUUCUCAGGAAGCACUUGCUCCUCUGGUCGAGGUUGCUCUAAAACUCUCAAAGAUGCAAGAAUUCACUGGCCGUACUGCCCCCACCGUCAUCACGUAAAUAUAUAAACAUCGAAUUGCCCCCGCCCGCCCUUUAUUUCACAAAAAUAAAGUUAGCCCGUAAGUGUUUCAGCACAACUGCGGCUUCCGUUAUUAGCAAUCGCCUUUACUGGGGUAAACUGAGAGUGGUAAUAAAGUGGAAGUGGACCAUGGGUUUUGUCAUGAUUAGAAGAACUCGGUUUUUUAAAGUCAAAUUGUGAUAUUAUAAUUGAGAUUACAGCUAUUGGUAUGAUUGGUUAAGGAGGCUUUGUGGGUCUCCAUGAAAGUGUUGUUAUAGU
Messenger RNA from Cynara cardunculus var. scolymus (artichoke), 2271 nucleotides. Its product is annotated as phosphoglucomutase, cytoplasmic. Gene Ontology annotation, cellular component: cytosol. NCBI's taxonomy places the organism in Eukaryota, Viridiplantae, Streptophyta, Magnoliopsida, Asterales, Asteraceae. Gene Ontology annotation, molecular function: phosphoglucomutase activity; magnesium ion binding. The transcript is spliced from 18 exons. Gene Ontology annotation, biological process: carbohydrate metabolic process. The coding region runs from base 72 to 1994 and encodes 640 amino acids. The record is from RefSeq and is a predicted model, not a curated record.